AUGGACGCGCAAAUAGCCCAGCAGACAUGGGAGCUAGAGAACAACAUAAUCCCCAUGGACACGCCUCCGAGCGUGGCGAAGUCGAAGGCGGACCCAUCGGCCGACGCCAUAUUCUACUACGACGAGGCGGCGCAGGCCAAGUUCCAGCAAGAGAAGCCCUGGACCAACGACCCCCACUACUUCAAGCGCGUCAAGAUCUCCGCCCUCGCGCUCUUGAAGAUGGUCGUGCACGCCCGUUCCGGUGGGACCAUCGAGGUCAUGGGCCUCAUGCAGGGCAAGACGGACGGUGACGCCAUUAUCGUCAUGGACGCUUUUGCUUUGCCUGUUGAGGGGACUGAGACUAGGGUUAAUGCUCAGGCAGAUGCCUAUGAGUACAUGGUGGAUUAUUCCCAGACCAACAAGCAGGCGGGGCGGUUGGAGAAUGUGGUUGGGUGGUACCAUUCUCACCCUGGUUAUGGAUGCUGGCUUUCGGGUAUUGAUGUUUCCACACAGAUGCUAAACCAGCAAUUUCAGGAGCCGUUUUUGGCUGUUGUUAUUGAUCCAACUCGGACAGUGUCAGCUGGAAAGGUUGACAUCGGUGCAUUCAGGACAUACCCAGAAGGAUAUAAGCCUCCAGAUGACCCUGUGUCCGAGUAUCAGACCAUUCCUCUGAACAAAAUUGAGGACUUUGGUGUGCACUGUAAACAGUAUUAUUCUCUGGAUAUCACUUAUUUCAAGUCUUCUCUUGACUGCCACCUCUUGGAUCUUCUUUGGAACAAGUAUUGGGUGAAUACUCUUUCUUCCUCACCUUUAUUGGGCAAUGGAGACUAUGUUGCUGGACAAAUUUCUGAUCUAGCUGAAAAACUGGAGCAAGCAGAAAAUCAUUUGUCUCAUUCUCGCUUUGGGCCAUUAAUAACUCCCCCACAAAGAAAGAAGGAGGAAGAAUCACAACUUGCCAAAAUUACUCGUGACAGUGCAAAGAUAACUGUCGAGCAGGUGCACGGUCUGAUGUCACAGGUUAUCAAGGACAUUCUUUUCAAUUCUGUACGUCAAUCCAACAAAUCUCUCACACAGCCAUCUCUCACAGAACCAUCUGACCCCGAACCGAUGGUUGAAAGUUGA
Molecule: messenger RNA, 1101 nt
Organism: Prunus armeniaca (apricot)
Lineage: Eukaryota; Viridiplantae; Streptophyta; Magnoliopsida; Rosales; Rosaceae
Source: the annotation of a GenBank genome assembly